AUGUUGCAUCUCAACAGGACACAAUUUCACCCUUCUUCCUUCCUUCUGAUGGGGAUCCCAGGGCUGGAAGAUGUGCACAUCUGGAUCGGCUUCCCCUUUUUUGCAGUGUACCUAGUAGCCCUUCUGGGGAACAUCACUAUCCUGUUUGUAAUCCACACUGAACACAGCCUCCACCAGCCCAUGUUUUUCUUCCUGGCCAUGUUGGCCUGUACUGAACUUGGCCUGUCUACAGCUACCAUCCCCAAGAUGCUGGGCAUUCUCUGGUUCAAUCUCAGGGAGAUUGUGUUUGGUGCUUGCAUCACACAGAUGUACACUAUCCAUCUAUGCACUGGCCUGGAGUCUGUGGUGCUGACAGUCAUGGCCAUAGAUCGAUACAUUGCCAUCUGCAACCCCCUGAGAUAUAGCAUGAUCCUUACAAAUAAGGUAAUAGCCAUUCUGGGCAUAGUCAUCAUAGUUAGGACUUUGGUGUUUGUGACUCCAUUCAUAUUUCUCAUUCUGAGAUUGCCCUUUUGUGGUGUACGGAUUAUCCCCCACACCUACUGUGAACAUAUGGGCUUGGCAAAGUUGGCUUGUGCCAGUAUUCGUGUCAAUGUUAUCUAUGGCUUGAUUGCUUUUUCAGUGGGAUACAUUGACCUUUCUGUGAUUGGGUUUUCAUAUGUCCAAAUCCUCCAAGCAGUCUUCCGCCUCCCAUCCUGGGAUGCCCGGCUCAAGACACUCAGCACAUGUGGCUCCCAUGUAUGUGUCAUGUUAGCUUUCUACCUGCCAGCCCUCUUCUCCUUCAUGACACACCGCUUUGGCCACAACAUCCCUCACUACAUCCACAUACUUCUCGCCAAUCUGUAUGUGGUUGUUCCCCCUGCUCUUAAUCCUGUUAUCUAUGGGGUCAGGACAAAACAGAUAAGAGAGCAUGUACUAAGGAUGCUGAACCCAAAAAACAAUUGA
Manis pentadactyla (Chinese pangolin) is the source of this 942-nucleotide messenger RNA. RefSeq names its product olfactory receptor 52E5. The record is from RefSeq and is a predicted model, not a curated record. Gene Ontology annotation, biological process: G protein-coupled receptor signaling pathway. The transcript has a single exon. The coding region runs from base 1 to 942 and encodes 313 amino acids. Gene Ontology annotation, molecular function: G protein-coupled receptor activity; olfactory receptor activity. Lineage: Eukaryota; Metazoa; Chordata; Mammalia; Pholidota; Manidae. Gene Ontology annotation, cellular component: membrane.